GGUCACAGACCCAAUACCAUUACACCAUUCAAGGUUGCACUAUUAAUAGGUAUUAGUAUGGGUAAAUUCUUCGAGAAAAAAAAAAUUAAAGUCAUUACAAAAAAUUUAAGUAGUGGUUAG
Dentiscutata erythropus is the source of this 120-nucleotide messenger RNA. NCBI's taxonomy places the organism in Eukaryota, Fungi, Glomeromycota, Glomeromycetes, Diversisporales, Gigasporaceae. The record is from the annotation of a GenBank genome assembly.